UUACAAUAAUCGUGUUUUGUUAAAAAAAGUGACAAAAAUCAAAAUUUUAUAAAAAAGUAAAAAUAAGAAGUUGAUUAAUUUUUAUCAAUUUUUUGCUUCAGUUAAAAUUAACUAAUUAAUUAGUUAUCUAAUUAACAAGUACGCGGAAAUUAAAAUUGUAAAUUAAUUAAUUAAUUGAUUAACAGAUCGAUUAAUUAAUUGGGAGGAGUUGAAUACGAAUAAAUAUAUAAAAAUUAUAAAUAUUAUAAUAACAUAAAUCUAUGAACGGAAAAGCUACGGAAGACCCUGGAGAAGAUUUGACUUCCAGGGUAGGAGCUGAAAGUCCUUGUAGUGACAUGAAGCGUGCGGCAGCUAAAAAAUUAAUAGAACGUUAUUUUUAUCAAUUGACUGAUGGCUGUGGUAAUUUACAAUGCGACAAUCUUUAUUGUGCCUCCAGUGGCAAGGUGACAAAUUUGACGCCAAAUCAAGCGGCAGCACAAGCAAUACAAUUAUUUUCACAAGAAGCUCGUCUAUGCGACGGUACACAGCCAAAUAAAAUACCUCGUACUGCAUCAACUAUUAACAAUAAUAAUAACAAUAAUAAUAGUAAUCACAAUAGUAAUAGUAACUGUAAUAGUAAGAGCAAUAGUAAGAGUAAUUCGACCACAACAGCAACAAUAGCAACAGGAACGGGAACGUCAUUAAGUGGAUCUGGACCGGCAUCUUUGGCUAAAAGUUUGCCCAAUAAAAUAAUGAAUCCGUCGUCGUCUGUCGAAGGAAAACAGAUACCAUAUUUAACAGAAACAAAAUUAUUGGAUAUAAUCGAACGGUGUAAAUCAGAGGGAUCGUAUUCACUGUUGAUAAGAACGCUGGGUGAAGUAUUUUCGUCGACAGAAGCCCUGAGUCGAAGUUUUCAAAAAAUUGAAAAAAAUGAUUCGCCGUUGGCUGCACUAUUAGAUCGUGCACCGGAGUCACUGUUGCGGCAGCCUGGUGAUUUAAGUAAGGAAGCGGUCAGAUCAUUGCAGGGUGAAGAUAAAGAUAUCGAUAGUAGUGAUCCAUCACCAACAUUACCGAGUAUCGAUGAUACAACUGUCGAUUUAGAUGCAGUAAGACGUUCAUUUGCUGCUUUAUGGACAUUACCUGGUGAAGAAUUUGAAUCAGCUCUAGUCAACGCAUUAGUAACACUAGCAGACAAAAUCGAAAUCGAUUUACGCGUACUGAGAAUAAUGCCCGCCGAUUCAACAGACACUCUUCUCAACGUCUUUCUAAUCGUCUUCGAGAUUCCAGUCCUCGGUUCCUCCGAGUACCUCGAGUACGCUUUCCACAUGCUGUGCAAGGCCGUCAGCUGUCUCCCCGUCGCAGCCCAAGCGAAACUCGCCCGUGUGUGGGCGCGCCACUGCAAGACGCGUCUGAUGAACCUUCUCCAAGCGCUGCAGCAGCUGAUAACCGUCAAAGUAAUCGGGGGCACCUUCACACGCGACUACUUCAUCCAAAACGCCGACUCGAUAACAGCGCCGACUAAGGUCAUGAAAAUAGUCUACUACGCCAGCAUGUUGGCCGGGGAACUCGAUCCCCCCAGUUCCCUCGACGACGAUUAUUCGAGUUCAUCAACGAACCCCACAACCGAUAACGACAAACCCUUCGCGAGCUCGCGAAUCGUCUCGCUCUCUGGUUUGUCCGCCGGUUCUUCGACCACCAACACCAGUCCUGUGGAAAAAGAUCCACUGGCAGUCGAAUUGGGAAUCUCAGUACUGGACGCACGCACGCCCUUUAUAAACUUCACUGAUUUUUAUAACGAACUGCUGAGCGAUACCGUCGAGAUGGACAAAGACUUCGCGUUCUACAAAAGCGAUCCACCAAAACAAUUUAGCUUUAUGAAUUAUGCUUUUAUUCUCACGCCGGCGACGAAAACACUCGGCCUGUAUUACGACAAUAGGAUAAGAAUGUACAGUGAGAGAAGGCUGAGCUUCUUUCAAAAUUUUGUUGGACAGCCUACGAAUCCAUACUUGAGACUUAAGGUCCGACGUGAUUACAUAAUUGAUGACGCACUAGUCGAAUUAGAAAUGAUAGCAACUGAUAACCCGACGGACCUAAAGAAGCAACUGGUCGUGGAGUUCGAGGGCGAGCAGGGUGUCGACGAGGGCGGGGUCUCAAAAGAAUUUUUCCAGCUGGUGGUCGAGGAGAUCUUCAACCCGGACUACGGAAUGUUCACUACUCAAGAAGAGACUCAGACCACGUGGUUCAACCCCACCUCCUUCGAGAGCGACGCCCAGUUCACGCUAAUCGGAGUCGUUCUUGGGCUGGCGAUCUACAAUAACGUGAUCCUCGACGUACGCUUCCCUAUGAUCGUGUACCGGAAGCUUUUGGGACGCAGAGGCUGCUUCGCUGACCUCAAGGACUGGAGUCCGACUCUCUAUCGCACUCUCACUGAGAUGCUAGAGUAUACUGGUGACGACAUGCCCGACACAUUCAUGCAAACAUUCAGAGUUGGUUACAAGGACGUCUUUGGAUCAGUUCUGUACCACGAAUUGUGUGAAAACGGCGACGAAAUUUACGUCAAUCAAGACAACAAGCGCGAGUUUGUUGACUUGUACGCAGACUUUCUGCUGAACCGCUCAGUGGCGCGACAAUUCAAAGCAUUUCGUCACGGAUUUCAAAUGGUAACCGAUGAGAGUCCUCUGGGACUUCUAUUCCGGCCGGAGGAGAUCGAACAGCUGGUGUGCGGAUCAAAAGUUUUUGAUUUCGCGGAACUCGAGGCCUCGACGGAGUACGACGGCUACACGGUAGACAGCGAGGCGAUUAAGAAUUUCUGGAGGGUCGCCCACUCUCUGCCGCUAGAGAGUCAGAGGAGGUUGUUACAGUUCACCACCGGAAGCGAUCGAGUCCCUGUCGGAGGACUCUCGAGGUUAAAAAUGGUCAUCUCGCGCCAUGGACCUGAUUCUGAUAGAUUACCGAUUGCACACACUUGCUUCAAUACCCUGUUAUUACCGGACUACUCGACGAUGGAAAAACUGCAAGAUCGAUUGUUGAAGGCGAUAAAUUACUCAAAAGGAUUUGGAAUGUUAUGAAAAUAUUAUUAUUUCUUUAUUAAUUAUAAAAUUAAGUUUUAUCUGAAUUUUAAUUUUCUUUUUUCGAUCACACGAAUAAUUAAUUAGUUUAUUUCAUUAUUGAAUAUUUUUUUCAAUGCCAUUGUUUAAAAAUAAAUAAAAAAAUUUAAUUAAAAAAA
Molecule: messenger RNA, 3205 nt
Organism: Microplitis mediator
Lineage: Eukaryota; Metazoa; Arthropoda; Insecta; Hymenoptera; Braconidae
Gene: Ube3a
Product: ubiquitin-protein ligase E3A
Exons: 8
Coding region: 261-3047 (928 amino acids)
Biological process (GO): protein polyubiquitination; proteasome-mediated ubiquitin-dependent protein catabolic process; positive regulation of protein catabolic process
Molecular function (GO): ubiquitin-protein transferase activity
Source: RefSeq, a predicted model, not a curated record